Messenger RNA from Coffea arabica (coffee), 3696 nucleotides. The record is from RefSeq and is a predicted model, not a curated record. Lineage: Eukaryota; Viridiplantae; Streptophyta; Magnoliopsida; Gentianales; Rubiaceae.
AUCCAAAAAAAAUAAAAAAAUCUUGUCCUGUGGAAUAAUUUUCAAACCCUGUUAACCGCACCAGUUUAGUUAAAUUCCCAAGCAAUUUGAUGGUACGCUCUUCCAAUUCGUCGUAAUGUUUUACAUGGACAGCGUAAAGCUGUUUUCUCUUUUGAAAUCCUGCAUUAAUUCAAAAUCAUUAACAAAUGGCAAAGUCAUACACCAAAAAUUAAUCACUUUAGGCUUACAAAACGAUAUUGGGCUGUCCAAAAACCUCAUCAAUCUCUAUAUCUCGUGCCAUGAAUUUCAAUCUGCUGAGUUAGUUUUCCAAACCAUAGAAAACCCUUUAGACAUCACCUUAUGGAAUGGCCUUAUGGCUGCUUACUCCAAGAACUUCAUGUACAAUGAAGCUCUUGAACUUUUUGAAAAGCUUUUGAAGUUCCCUCAUAUUAGGCCAGAUAGUUACACUUACCCAAGUGUAAUCAAGGCUUGUAGCGGGUUAAAAAGGGCAGAAAAUGGUAGAAUGAUUCAUGCCCAGUUGAUAAAGAUUGGGAUUUUGUCAGAUGUUGUGGUUGCUAGCUCUAUGAUUGGUGUGUAUGCGAAGUGUGAUAUGUUUGAUUAUGCUGUACAGCUGUUUGAUGAAAUGCCUGAAAGAGAUGUUGCGAGUUGGAACACAGUGAUAUCUUGUUAUUAUCAGAGUAGGCAAUAUGAGAAAGCGCUUGAAUUGUUUGAAAAUAUGAAGAGAAUGGGGUUCAAGCCUAAUUCAGUUACGUUUACCUCUGCUAUUUCUUCAUGUGCAAGAGUUAUGGAUUUGGAAAGAGGGACGAGGAUUCACCAGGAUUUGGUAAGAAGCGAAUUUGUUUUGGAUGAUUUUAUUAUUACUGCUCUUGUGGAUAUGUACGGGAAAUGUGGAUGUUUAGAGAAGGCCAAAGAAGUUUUUGAGCAAAUAAAGAAGAAGAGUUUAGUAGCUUGGAAUGUAAUGAUUUCAGGGUAUGGAUUGAGAGGAGAUAGUAAAUCAUGUAUUGAACUUUUGCUGAGGAUGAAUGAGGAAAAAAUUAGGCCUAGUUCGACAACUGUUAGCAGCUUACUGAUGGCUUGUUCUAAAUCAGCUCAACUGCAUCAUGGGAAAUUUGUUCAUGGCUACAUUAUCAGGAAUGACAUAGAAACGGAUAUCAUUGUUAGUAGCUCACUUGUUGAUUUAUAUUUCAAAUGUGGAAGUAUUGUACCAGCUGAAAGAAUCUUCUUGAAGAUGCCGAAGAAUAAUGUAAUUUCUUGGAAUGUGAUGAUCUCUGGAUAUGUAUCAGUUGGCAGUUACUUUGAGGCUCUUGGCAUCUUCAAUGAGAUGAGAGAAGUUGGCAUAAAACCUGAUGCAGUUACUUUUACCAGUGCAUUGGCAUCUUGUACUCAAUUGGCUGCUUUAGAACAGGGCAAGGAAAUUCACAAGCUGGUCAUGGAGAGUAAAGUGGAGCCAAAUGAGAUAGUCAUGGGAGCCCUCCUUGACAUGUAUGCCAAAUGCGGAGCUGUAGAUGAAGCUCUUUGUGUUUUUAAUCAGCUUCGCAAGAGAGAUCUUGUGUCAUGGACAUCAAUGAUCGUGGCUUUUGGGUCUCAUGGCCAGGCUCAUGAAGCUCUAAAACUUUUUUCUGACAUGCUGCUCUCAAAUGUGUCACCAGACAGAGUGGCCUUCAUUGCAAUAAUUUCUGCAUGUAGCCAUGCAGGAUUAGUUGAUGAUGGCUAUCAUUAUUUCAAUGUAAUGGUCAAUGACUACAAAAUCCAACCAAAUUAUGAAGACUACUCAUGUCUUAUUGAUCUUCUUGGUCGUGCUGGUAGAUUAGAUGAAGCUUAUGCGAUUCUACAGAGAACUCCCUGUAUCCAAGGGGAUGUUGGUUUGUUAAGCACUCUAUUCUGUGCUUGCCAUAAGCAUGGGGAACAAAAAAUAGGGGAGGAAAUUGCUAGAUUGCUCAUGCAAAAGGACCUGGAUGAUCCAUCCACCUACACUAUUUUGGCAAACAUGUAUUCUUCGAACAGAAGAUGGGAUAUUGCACGCAAGUUUAGGAUGAAGAUGAAAGAGCUUGGAGUAAGAAAAAACCCUGGAUGUAGCUGGGUUGAAAUUGACAAGAGAAUACAAACCUUCUUCGUGGAGGAUAAAUCUUUCCCAUUCGCAGAGAUGGUAUAUGAGUGCCUGUCCAUAAUAAGCAGUCACAUGGAGAAGGAUGAAUUGCUUUAUGAUUGAACUGACAUGGGCUCUUCAUUCUGAAGCAGCUGUUCGCCUAAAAUCAUCUACACUGUCCUGACAAUGUGUGUCUCCCAUUAUGAAUUAUAUGUCUUUGAACUCUGGUGACUAAAGAAGUGCUUUCAGGAAAGGGCGGUGAGAUCCUAGGACAAGGAAAAGGCAUGAAGUGAUCAGACAUAAAUGGUAUAUCUAGAAAGAAAUAAGCAGUGCGCAUUGAGUACCAUUAAUAUGUGUAGUUAUACAACAAAUUUUAUGACAAACAGAGGGAGAAUGGUGAAAGAUUCUCCAUAGAAAAAAGGUAACUUCAAAAUGAGUACUGAACAUGAGAAGUUGAUCAAAUUACAGCCAUUUAUCACAUUUUGGAGUGGGAAAGAGUCGGAGAACUUGGCAACUGGUUCUAUGGGCUAGAACUGAAAUGGAAAAUCAGAAGAUGUGAAUUAUUGUUAACUUUUUUCACCAUUUACAAAGUGCAUAGUAAAGUGGGCAAUUGCUUCCUGCAGUGGCUGAGCAAGUAACUGGCGUUUUGUGAGUUUAAGAGUUUGUCUAGUAAUAGGACUCAAAGCUUGGUAGUUCAGGUCAGAAACAGCAGAAAAUUAAGGCAAAACAAAAGCUCAAGGUGGCUGUGGAGGAGAAUGAGAAGUUGAUGAAGAUUAUUCUCUGAGGAUUUGUCCAGAACUAACAAAAUUCAGAUAGAUUUGCUCCAAAACAAGUGCUGCUUUCCUGCUUCAGCAGAUUCGUAGAUUUGUCCUGUUUUUACUCGUCACUGCAACGGACUGCUGGUGUCUUUGCUUGCAUUGCCUGCCCUAAUGCUGGAUAACUCAGGACAUCUCAAAAGCUGAUAUAGUUGGGCCAUUCUUGAACUUACUGUCUGUGGAACUGGAAUGCGAUGACUACUGCAAGCAUGAAGCAUGAAAAUAAAUGGAAACUGCCAUAAAAAAUCCUUCUACUGCAGAAUUAAGUAUGCAGAAGAUUUCAGGUGAGGAAUCUCACUGAUUCAUUUUCCAGUUCAUCUUAUGAAGUGAUUGUUGAUAAACCACAGUUUGAGUUUGGAAUAUUUGUACAAGCCUGGUGUUCAGCAAUGAUUCAUUCAAAAGCAAUCCUUAUCCGAAUUAAACUUUAGUGCGGGUAUCCGAUAUCCAUGUGAAUGCAUGUUUAGGCAAAGAAAAUGGACUACUGCACUUGUUUGCCAUGACAAGGGAGACGCGCUCUAACUUCUGAUCAAAGUUACAUUGUUCCUGCAUCAUUCAGUUGCCAAUUCUAAUUAUUUUAUUCAUCUGUGGAUGGGGAGAUCUGUCUGUAUCUUUGCUUUUGCUUAAUAUUAAGGAUGAUAUUCCCCAAUGUUUCUAUUUGUUUAAUAGUACUCUGUGGGCAUAUAAUCUUUUGUUGGGGGAGGGUUAGGAAUCUUCUCAUCUCAUACAAUUAGGAAAAUUGUUAUCCUUGAUUGACUAAGAUUGAUUAUGCAGAUACUUCAGAGGUAAAAUUGAACA